AAAAGUAAGAAAUCAGUUUGAUAAUGAAUAGAAUUAUUAAAUAAUAAAAAAUGAAUGUUAAAAAAGGUAAGGGUCCUAUAUUCGACCCCGGCUUGUGUCGAUGUUGUGGCACCAUGAAGAAAUGCCGCGUCUUGAAUGUGGAAUACGAUUAUAUGGGUGUAAAAGAAGUAUAUUCUGACAUUAUGAUGGAUUGUUUUGGUCUUUUGCUGUCCCACUUAGACGGCAAGCCGACAGACCGUUUAGUGUGUGCCACAUGUGUAAUGCGCCUACGUGAGGCUCACAGCUUCAGGCAGCAAGUACUACGCUGUGAAGAGGCCUUCCAACAAGUCCGGAUGUCUGAUGACACUUUAAAAAAUAAUGCGGAUUCAAGUGUUGAAAUACAUGUGGUGAAACAGGAAGUUAGUGAGUCCAGACCUUGCUCCCCCAUAUCAACGGCUUGUGAUACACUGGCUGAUGAUAAUCACAUAAAAAAUUACGAUUCAUCAUCUGAUGAUGAAAAACCACUUUUACUAAGAAAGAGAAAGAAAUUUGAAGCAACAAAUUGUAUUAAUAAACCUAAAAUGCAGCCGGAAGAUGCCGUAAAGCCAUCAUUGGAUAGAAUGAAUGGUGCACCAGUGAGUAAGAUGUUGAAGCAACGACUACCAAUGUCAAAAGUACAGCAAUUAAUGCGAGAAAGAGAUCCAACAUAUAAAACAGAGACAAAUGUACUCACAAUUGUUGAGUAUUCAUAUGCUUGUCCGUUCAGAUGUAGACAUAAUAAUUUAUUAUGUUAUUACUGCGGAGAAAAUUUCCUAGAUCCACAACAAUUGAGACAACAUACAGCGGAAAUUCAUCAUCCGAAGAAGUUUAAAAUUUGCGAACACAGAAAUAUCAUGUUGAAAUUAGAUCUGACAAGAAUAGAUUGUAGACUUUGUGCGACAAAAAUAAAUACAUUGGAUGAUUUUAAAAUGCACAUAACCAAUGUACAUAAUAAGAUAUAUUAUUUUGAUAAAAAGGAUGCAGUGUUGCCGUUCCUUUUGACUAAAGAUGAAUCAAAGUGCGCAUUAUGUGAUGAGACAUUUCCAUAUUUUCACGCAUUAAAUAAGCAUAUGAACGAACAUUAUAAUAAUUUUGUGUGUGAGACAUGCGGUUUAGGUUUUGUUGACAAAGGUCGGUUAGCUAUGCAUCAACAGAGACAUGAAGUUGGCAAUUUUCCUUGUGAUACGUGCGGUAAAGUGUUUAAAGCUGAAAAUAAUAGAGAAUUACAUAUAGAUAGGGUUCAUAAGAAGCGUGCUAGAGUGUUUUGUCCUAAAUGUGAUAUAAGGUUGAUGACACAUCAACAGAAGUUGAAACAUUUAGUUGAAGUGCACGGUGAGGAGCCGUUAAGUUUUCCAUGUAAUUUGUGUGAUAAAGUGUAUGAAUCGAGACGUUCACUCACAACACAUCGGAGGAAGGACCAUUUGAGGGAUUAUAGAUACGAAUGUAAUUUCUGCGGACAUAAGUUUUUCACGCGGUUCGCUCUCAACAAUCACAUGCCAACGCACACGGGAGAGAGGAACUUUAAGUGUAAGGUUUGCGAGAAGACUUAUCCUCGUUUGAAGACAUUGAAGGAUCACAUGCGUAUACAUAAUAAUGACAGGAGAUAUCGCUGUCACAUAUGUGGUCAAGCUUUCAUACAGAACUGCAGUCUUAAAGGUCACAUGAAGAGUCAACAUCCGGAAUAUGGGUAGACUGUAAAUAUAG
Papilio machaon (common yellow swallowtail) is the source of this 1722-nucleotide messenger RNA. Its product is annotated as zinc finger protein 287. Gene Ontology annotation, cellular component: nucleus. The transcript is spliced from 7 exons. The record is from RefSeq and is a predicted model, not a curated record. The coding region runs from base 51 to 1709 and encodes 552 amino acids. Gene Ontology annotation, molecular function: zinc ion binding. Lineage: Eukaryota; Metazoa; Arthropoda; Insecta; Lepidoptera; Papilionidae.